AUGCCUAACUCGAGCAACAUAUCGCCUAAUCAGUUCGUGUCGUUUCUGCAGAGUCUCCCAGCUUUGCGCCGUCUCAACCUGCUAAAUGUCAAGGCGGAUACAAUGGAGAAAUUCUACGCAUGGGAGGGUGUCGUCGUUGCCCAACUUGAAGAAUUAAGCAUAGACGGAAGCUGUGGCUUUAGAAGAGACCUCGAACUGCGCAAUCACUUCCUUAAUCACUGCACUGGCCUACGCAAGAUCGACCUAGACCGUGGACACCCGCUUUCUGCAGAUGCGCUCGUUCAUUUGUCCGGUCUAGCUUCUCUCGAAGACCUUAGCUUGUCUCAUUAG
This is a messenger RNA of Aureobasidium musti, 330 nucleotides long. The record is from the annotation of a GenBank genome assembly. Lineage: Eukaryota; Fungi; Ascomycota; Dothideomycetes; Dothideales; Saccotheciaceae.